AUGCCAAAGGAGGGCCCACAUUGUUGCAAUCAGUGCUCAGCAUCCGUUGCAAACGAGGACGAUUUAAAAUCGCAUCCGGAUUCAGUAUCUAUCUCUGGAAUCCGAUCCAUCGGAGAUGAUCGAUUGCGUGAAAAAUGCAGUGGACCAGAGAGAGAUUUUCAAGAGAGUGUAUUUCCUCAAAUAAAGGAGGAAUUUGAGAGUGAAAACGAUGAUUCCAGAGAUGGAGAGGAUGAAAGCGAUAAGGCCAGAGAGAUUGGGAACAAUGAUUCAAAGAAAAAAGAAUUAAGUGCCUCCAAAAAUAGGGAGGAGGCUAAUUUCGUCAGCAACAUCGAAAACGACGAUUCCAGAGAGAUCGAAAGAGGCGGUUCCUGGAGAAAAUGCGACGAUGACUCCAGAGAUAGAGAGAAUAAGAGCAAUGAGUCCAGGAGUUUCGGGAUGGAUGGUUCUAGAAACGUUAAGGACGAAAGCGAUUGCUUAGGAAACAUCAGAAAUGAGCAUGACAGAGAGAACGCAAACUGUGAUUCCGGAGAUGACGUUGGGGAGAGCCAUGAGCCCAGAGAGACGGACAGACAGAAAGAUAGGAAGAACGAAAGCGGCUCUUUAAGAAACAUCGGAAACGAUGAUUCCAGAGAUAACGGAAACGAUGAUUCCAGAGAUAACGGAAACGAUGAUUCCAGAGAUAACGGAAAUGACGAUUCCAGCAAUUCAGGGCACUGCAGCAUUGAAAUCAAGGCCAAACCCGCAUUUGAAUUCAUCAAGUGCGAAAGUUUCACCGAUGAUGACACCACUGCAAACGACGAACCUCGCUACGCCGUAGAUACCCUCAACGCCUGCACCUCGUCGCUGGUGAAUGCACAAAGAGAAACAAAAAAACGAAGAACCAAUCAAUCAAGCAGCACAAAAUCAGCCAAGAACCCCGCCCCAUCGGCUCGAGAAAAACCAUUCGUUUGCAAUGAGUGUUCGACCUCCUUCACCGCCAAAAGCAGUCUGAGACGCCACACACUCCUGCACACCGGGGAGAGGCUCUUCACCUGCAGCGACUGCUCGGCGUCCUUCGCGCACAAGGGCAAUUUGAAGUCCCACAUCCGGUGCCUCCACACCCAAGAGAAACCCUUCAGCUGCAGUAUUUGCUCCGCGACUUUCAAACGCAAGAGGAACCUGGCCGGACACAUGUCGGUGCACGAGGAACUGAAAUCCUUCAGCUGCGACCAGUGCUCCGCCUCCUUCGGCCGGGUGAGCGACCUCAAGCGCCACGUCCUCGUCCACAGCGGCGGACGCAAUUUCCGCUGCCCCCGCUGCCCUUGGGCCUUCACCAGCGAGAGGAAGCUGAAGGCUCACAUGUCCAGCGACCACGGCGAGAAGUUGUUCCGGUGCAGUCUUUGCCCGGGGUCCUUCAGCCAAAGGUUUCACUUGGAGGUGCACAUGCUGACGCACAGUGGCGAGAAGCCGUUUACGUGCAGUCAGUGCUCGGUGUCCUUCAGGCAUAGAGGUAAUCUAAGGAGGCACUUGCUCAUUCACUCCGGAGUGAAAUCCUUCGAUUGCGAUCAGUGUGCCAAGUCCUUCAGCCAGAAAGGGAAUUUGAAGAAGCACUUGUUGUCGCACCUGAAUAAUGCGGGACCAUUCAAGUGUCAGUACUGUACUGCUGUCUUUAAAAGAAUGAGCUUUCUUCAGUCGCACGAGGUGAAUCAUAGCCUUGUCAAUAGCCACUCUUAG
This is a messenger RNA of Bemisia tabaci, 1713 nucleotides long. Lineage: Eukaryota; Metazoa; Arthropoda; Insecta; Hemiptera; Aleyrodidae. The record is from RefSeq and is a predicted model, not a curated record.